AUGGAUACAUUACUCACCGCCGAUAUCGCGGCGAACGCGCCUCGUUACCGACGCAAGAGCAGUACUUUCAUCGAUGGCAUUCACGAUGUCCCCGAGGAGGCCGACCGGGCACCGGCCCAGCUGUAUAGUACUAUGUCUGGGCGGCUCUUCCAUUCGGGUCGUAUUGCGAUUGUCAUGGUUGGGCUGCCCGCCAGAGGAAAGACCCACAUCUCGGUCUCAUUGGCACGGUACUUACAAUGGUUGGGAGUCAAGACCCGGAUUUUUCAUCUUGGAGACUAUCGCCGUGCCACGGUUGAAGGAGGUGGCGACGUUCCGGAAGACUAUUUCUACCCUGACGCGUCUCCAGCUUCAGUCAUGCUACGGCAAAAGAUCCUGAAGAAGUGCCGCGAAGACAUUUACGGCUGGCUCAACCAUGAGAAUGGACAAGUUGCCAUAUACGAUGCUGUCAACCCUACAGCCAGUGGUCGUCGAUCACUAGCGAAGGAGUUCGCCAAGCACGAUGUUCAGACUCUGUUCCUCGAAUCCUAUGUCAAUGAUGACAAACUUCUGCUAGAAAACGCGCGCAAUGUCAAGAUUGGAUCUCCAGAUUUUGCCAACAUGGAUCCCGACGAGGCAGCCACUCUCUACCUUCGGCGCAUCGAGACCAAGAUUCCUAGCUUCGAAACUAUGAAUGAGAAGGAGCUGAACUAUAUCAAGAUGAUCAACGCAGGCAACAAGUUCUUCUACAACAACGUGUCAUUCAACUACCUCUCACAUCGCAUCGUUUUCUACCUCACCAACACACAUAUCAAGUCUCGCGCUACGUUCUUCGUCCGUGCCGGCGCAGCGACGGAAGAUGCGAGUUACAAAGCCGAUGCCCCCCUCUCGAAAGAAGGCGUCAAGUAUGCUCAAGUCAUGGCCGAUACCCUGGAAAAACACCGCGAGCAGGAACAUGCCGCGUUGAAAGCCCGUAGUGGACCAGAUGUUCCGAAACGGCAGCUAACGGUGUGGUGUUCGACACGUCUGCGCACCCUGCAAACGGCCGACGCCUUCAAGGACCGGGGAUACAAAGUCCGCCAGCGCAGUCAGAUGUCCCAGAUAAAUCCUGGAGUCUGCGAGCGACUGAGUGAGCGUGCGAUCCGCCGCUUGUACCCCGACGAGGUCGAGCUGCACGAACUCGAUCCGUACCACCACCGCUAUCCUCGCGCGGAAUCGUACCACGAUCUAGCCGUCCGACUUGAGCCUAUCAUUCUUGAGCUUGAGCGGGAGCAGAACGACCUGGUCAUCAUUGCUCACGAGAGCGUGCUUCGUGUUUUAUACGCGUACUUGAUGCAUUGCAGUACUAUGGAUAUUCCGAAUCUCAAGUUCCCACGCAACGAAAUCAUCGAAAUAGUUCCGGCGGCGUACCAGAAUGAGGCCAAACGGGUUCGGAUUCCUGGCCUUGACCCCAGUACGGUUCCCGGCUCGCCAGAAGACAUUUGCAUUCCGGUGCCCGACAGUGGUGCCGGCACCCCGGCACCGUUGCCUGGUGGUGGUCUGUCUUCGCCAGCGGAGCCGGUCGCUAAUGCCGAGAAGCCCCCGGAGAGGGUGGUGAACAAGGCAGCGGAAGCCGUGAGAGACAGGAUCACGGAUGUAGACUGA
Messenger RNA from Anthostomella pinea, 1620 nucleotides. The record is from the annotation of a GenBank genome assembly. Lineage: Eukaryota; Fungi; Ascomycota; Sordariomycetes; Xylariales; Xylariaceae.